Molecule: messenger RNA, 1383 nt
Organism: Cucurbitaria berberidis CBS 394.84
Lineage: Eukaryota; Fungi; Ascomycota; Dothideomycetes; Pleosporales; Cucurbitariaceae
Product: CaaX prenyl protease
Exons: 4
Coding region: 1-1383 (460 amino acids)
Biological process (GO): CAAX-box protein processing
Cellular component (GO): endoplasmic reticulum membrane
Molecular function (GO): metalloendopeptidase activity
Source: RefSeq, a predicted model, not a curated record
AUGAUUCAGGGAAUUCUUCAGCGCCUCGCGCGCUGGCUGGACCGCCCGUUCUUCCCAUGGAAGCGUCUUGUUGUAGGCUUCUCGCUCGCCGAGUUCGCGCUCGAGAACUGGCUGCUCUUCCGCCAAUACCGCGUUCUGCAACGCACUACUGUACCCAAGGCGCUUGACAAGGAAAUUGAUAGGGCUACAUUCGAUAAAUCUCAGGAAUACGGUCGCGCAAAGGCCAAGUUCAGCUUCGUCUCCGGUCUCUUCAACCAGGUCAAAUCCCUCGCCGUCCUCUACUUCAACGUCUAUCCCAUUGUCUGGGGCGUCGCUGGUUCGCUACUCGCCCGCUAUGCCCCCGUUCGCUUCUCGGGCGACAUCCCACGAUCACUCCUGUUCAUGUACAUGCUGGGAUGGAUCGAUCUGUUUGCUGGCCUCGGUUUCUCCUACUACCACAGCUUCGUUCUAGAAGAGAAAUUCGGCUUCAACAAGAUGACGGUCAAGCUCUGGCUCACGGAUAUGGUCAAGGGUCAGGCUCUGGCGAUUGCAUUCGGCAUUCCCAUCGGAAGCGCUUUCUUGGCCAUUAUCAACAGGACGGGACAAAACUUCUUCUACUACCUCUGGGUAUUCAUGCUGGUUGUUCAGAUCUCGGCUAUGACCAUCUACCCGAUUCUCAUCGUUCCCAUGUUCAACAAACUGGAACCGCUCAAGCCCGGCAAGCUCAAGGAGUCCGUCGAGGCCCUCGCAUCGAAGCUCCAGUUUCCCCUCGCCGAGCUGCAGGUCAUUGACGGCAGCAAACGCAGCGCACACAGUAACGCCUACUUCACUGGACUUCCCUGGAUUGGCAAGAAGAAGAUUGUUAUUUAUGACACCCUGCUUGAGAAGAGCACGGAAAAGGAGGUCGAGGCUGUUUUGGCACACGAACUCGGUCACUGGCAGAUGAAUCACACAUCGCGACUUCUCUUUAUUAGCCAGGCGCAUCUAUUCUACAUGUUUGCCCUGUUCUCGGUCUUCAUCAACAACAACUCGCUGUAUGCGGACUUUGGCUUCCGCCGGGAGAGGCCGGUCAUUGUUGGAUUCAUCCUGUUCAACGAGAUCCUGUCGCCCACGGAUUCCAUCAUCAAGCUCCUCCUCAACGUUUGGACGCGCAGCAUGGAAUACGAAGCUGAUGCCUUUGCUGUAAAGCUCGGAUACGCUCGUGAGCUUGGAGCUUCGUUGAUUAAGCUCCAAAUCCAAAAUCUUUCCAGCAUGGAUGCCGACUGGUUCUACUCAAGCUUCCACCACUCGCACCCGAUCUUGACGGAACGCCUAAAGGCUAUGAACUGGACUGGCGACAAGAAGGUCACGGACAAGGCGACGGAUGAGGAGAAGCCUAUCAAGGCAGCGGACCGGGAGCUUUGA